Durio zibethinus is the source of this 4985-nucleotide messenger RNA. NCBI's taxonomy places the organism in Eukaryota, Viridiplantae, Streptophyta, Magnoliopsida, Malvales, Malvaceae. The record is from RefSeq and is a predicted model, not a curated record.
AACCUACUCUAUAUCUGACGCCAAUUUAUCGUGGCCGUGCCCCCAACUGAGCAUAUCUGACUCUUCCAUUUCUUAUAAUUAAAAAAGGAGGGGAAGAAAAUCUUUAUUUGACAAAAAUUUCUUUCUUUUUUUAGUUUCCACCACAAAGUUUUCGUGCAUAUAAACUCGCGUUUCUCUCCCAUUUUCCUCUCACUGGAAAAGAAUUCUCUCUCUCUCGUUCGCAUUUCGUUUCUUUGGGAGGGUGCUUAAUAUGGGGGCUUCGAUUUUGCCAGAUCUCGGAGCCGAGAUCCUGAUCCCGGUUUGCGCCGUUAUUGGAAUUGCCUUUUCUCUCGUGCAAUGGGUUCUCGUUUCCAAGGUGAAGCUCUCUCCAGGUCGAGACUUGGGUUCCUCCGGGAACAAUGGUGCGGGUGGGAAAAACGGUUAUGCGGAUUACCUUAUUGAAGAAGAAGAAGGUCUUAAUGACCAUAAUGUUGUUCUUAAAUGUGCUGAAAUUCAAAGCGCCAUCUCUGAAGGGGCAACCUCAUUUCUUUUCACUGAGUACCAGUAUGUUGGCAUUUUCAUGGUUGCUUUUGCAAUCUUGAUUUUCCUCUUCCUUGGCUCGGUAGAGGGUUUCAGUACAAAGAGCCAGCCUUGCACGUAUGAUCAAUCUAAGAUGUGCAAGCCUGCUCUUGCCACUGCUGCAUUCAGUACCAUAUCGUUCUUGCUCGGUGCUGUCACUUCAGUUGUUUCUGGCUUUCUUGGGAUGAAAAUUGCUACCUAUGCAAACGCUAGAACCACCCUGGAGGCAAGAAAGGGAGUUGGAAAGGCAUUUAUCACUGCAUUUAGAUCUGGUGCUGUAAUGGGCUUUCUUCUUGCUGCAAAUGGCCUUUUGGUGCUUUUCAUUGCCAUCAAUUUAUUCAAGCUCUACUAUGGCGACGACUGGGGUGGUCUUUUUGAGGCAAUCACUGGUUAUGGGCUUGGAGGUUCAUCUAUGGCUCUUUUUGGCCGAGUUGGUGGAGGAAUCUAUACCAAAGCUGCUGAUGUGGGUGCUGAUCUUGUGGGCAAGGUGGAAAGGAACAUCCCUGAGGAUGACCCUAGAAACCCAGCUGUUAUUGCUGACAAUGUUGGGGAUAAUGUUGGUGAUAUAGCUGGAAUGGGAUCUGAUCUUUUUGGGUCGUAUGCUGAAUCAUCUUGUGCUGCACUUGUUGUUGCUUCCAUCUCUUCUUUUGGCAUCAAUCAUGAGUUGACUCCAAUGUUAUAUCCUCUCAUCAUCAGUUCCGUCGGUAUCAUUGUUUGUUUAAUCACCACCUUAUUUGCAACUGAUUUCUUUGAGAUCAAGGCUGUUAAGGAAAUUGAGCCAUCAUUGAAGAGACAACUUAUUAUCUCCACCGUUCUUAUGACUGUUGGAAUUGGGAUUGUUAGUUGGAUAGCUCUUCCAUCUUCUUUUACCAUUUUCAAUUUUGGAGAACAGAAAGCUGUGAAGAACUGGCAACUAUUCUUAUGUGUUGCGGUUGGUCUUUGGGCUGGCCUAAUUAUUGGUUUUGUAACUGAGUACUAUACUAGCAAUGCAUACAGCCCUGUACAAGAUGUUGCUGAUUCCUGCAGGACUGGAGCUGCAACUAAUGUUAUUUUUGGCCUUGCAUUGGGUUACAAGUCUUGCAUUAUUCCUAUUUUUGCUAUUGCAGGCAGUAUUUUUGUUAGUUUUAGCUUCGCUGCUAUGUAUGGCAUUGCUGUUGCUGCCCUUGGAAUGCUGAGCACCAUAGCUACUGGAUUGGCCAUUGAUGCUUAUGGUCCCAUCAGUGAUAAUGCUGGAGGCAUUGCUGAGAUGGCUGGCAUGAACCACAGAAUUCGAGAGAGAACUGAUGCUCUUGAUGCUGCAGGAAAUACCACUGCUGCUAUUGGAAAGGGUUUUGCCAUUGGUUCAGCAGCCCUGGUGUCCCUUGCCCUCUUUGGUGCUUUUGUGAGCCGUGCUGCUAUUUCAACAGUUGAUGUAUUGACCCCUAAAGUUUUUAUUGGUUUGCUUGUCGGGGCAAUGCUUCCUUACUGGUUCUCUGCUAUGACCAUGAAGAGUGUGGGAAGUGCAGCUUUGAAGAUGGUUGAGGAAGUGCGCAGGCAAUUCAACACAAUCCCAGGUCUCAUGGAGGGCAGUGCUAAGCCUGACUAUGCUACCUGUGUUAAGAUCUCUACUGAUGCUUCCAUUAAAGAAAUGAUCCCACCUGGUGCCCUUGUUAUGCUCACACCCCUUGUUGUUGGGAUCUUUUUUGGUGUGGAAACUCUCUCUGGUGUUCUCGCUGGAUCCCUUGUCUCUGGUGUCCAGAUUGCUAUCUCUGCAUCCAACACAGGGGGUGCGUGGGAUAAUGCCAAGAAGUAUAUUGAGGCUGGUGCUUCAGAACAUGCAAGAGCUCUUGGUCCCAAAGGAUCAGAUGCACAUAAGGCAGCUGUUAUUGGUGACACCAUUGGGGACCCUCUUAAGGAUACAUCUGGGCCAUCACUGAACAUCCUCAUCAAGCUAAUGGCUGUCGAAUCACUUGUCUUUGCUCCCUUCUUUGCUACACAUGGUGGACUGCUUUUUAAGAUAUUUGUCAAAUCGGCAGUGAAAAUUUUCCCUUCUAAAGGGCUGACAAUGACAUUGAUGUAUGAUGAAUUGAUGAUAAUGGUCAAUCUAGAAAAUAGCAUAAUUUUGGACUAUAAUGACAAAGCAUGGAUUAUUGAACAUCGUAGGAAAAAGGGUGCUUUCUUGAUUCGUAACUAUUUCCCGUUUUUGAAGACCCAAGAGGCCAAGACUUCCCUCCGGCCUCUGUCGCCGCCGAUUGCCAUUUUUGGCUCCAAACCACAGUUCCUCUCUGCAAAACUCGCAAUGGUUUCUCUUCCUUCUCUCCAUCAAUCUCCUUUGAAACCAUCUCUUGUCCUUCUUUCCUCUUCUUCUCCUUCCUCUCCACCUUUCCUCCAAUCUCUCUCUUUCCCCUCAACAACAAAACGCCUCCCUCUCCGUUCCUCCAAACCACUGCAUGUCAAAUGUUCCUCAACCACCCCCACAUCCGAACCCGACCCACACCUUAUCCGACCCGUUUGCAUCCUCAAGAUAGCCAUCAUUGGCUUUGGAAACUAUGGCCAAUUCCUAGCUAAAACUCUGGUCUCUCAAGGCCACAAAGUUUUAGCCCACUCGAGAUCCGACUAUUCCCACAUAGCCAAAAAACUGGGAGUUUCCUUCUUUCUAAACCCCCACGACUUAUGUGAACAACACCCAGAAGUCAUCCUCUUUUGUACUUCAAUUAUCUCAACCGAACAAGUCUUGAAAACUCUUCCUUUGCAAAGGCUGAAACGAUCCACAUUGUUUGUCGAUGUUUUAUCCGUCAAAGAGUUCGCCAAGAAUCUCCUCCUCGAAGUCUUGCCUCGUGAUUUCGACAUCAUUUGUUCCCAUCCCAUGUUCGGACCACAAAGCGCUAAACAAAGCUGGAAAGACCUUUUCUUUGUCUACGAAAAGGUUAGAAUCGGAAACGAAUCCUCCAGGGUUCAAAGAUGUGAAGACUUUCUCGGAAUAUUUCAAUGUGAAGGGUGUAAAAUGGUGGAAAUGAGCUGUACGGAGCACGACAGGUUUGCUGCAGGUUCACAGUUUAUGACACACACGGUUGGGAGAGUGUUAGAUAUGUUGGGGUUGGAGUCAACGCCGAUUAAUACAAAGGGUUAUGAAACUUUGUUGGAUUUGGUUGAGAAUACUUGCGGGGAUAGCUUUGAUUUGUAUUAUGGGUUGUUUCUGUAUAAUAGGAGUGCCUUGGAGAUGCUGGAGAGGUUGGAUUUGGCUUUUGAUGCUUUGAGGAAUGAGCUUUUUGGCAGGUUGCAUCGUGUUGUGAGGAAACAGUUGUUUGAGAACGGAGGGAAGGGAAAGAGUCUGCAAGAUAUUAGUCACCAAAAUGGUGCUGCUUUGGCUUCAAGCUCAAAUGCUUUGAGAUCUCGAGAUGUUGUUGUACCUUAUGAAUUCAAAGGAAAGAUGUCUGAAAGUUUUGAUGAGAGUUCAAAGCUCAAGCUUGCAAUUGUUGGAUUUGGAAACUUCGGCCAGUUCCUCGCGAAGACCCUGACUCACCAGGGCCACUCAGUUUUAGCUUAUUCAAGAAGUGAUUACAGUGAUGUAGCUCGGAAAUUGGGGGUUUCUUUCUUCUCUGAUGCUAAUGACCUCUGUGAAGAGCACCCAGAAGUUAUUCUUCUGUGUACCUCGAUUCUUUCAACUGAAAAAGUUCUGAAGUCAUUGCCCCUUCAGAGAUUGAAGAGAAGUACUCUGUUUGUUGAUGUACUAUCAGUGAAAGAGUUCCCAAAGAAUUUGUUUCUUCAACAUUUACCAUCAGAUUUUGAUAUUCUAUGCACACAUCCCAUGUUUGGACCAGAAAGUGGUAAAAAUGGGUGGAAUGGGCUUCCUUUUGUUUUUGAUAAGGUGAGGAUUGGAAGUGAUGAAAGACGAGUAGCUCGGUGUAAUAGCUUCCUUGAUGCUUUUGCACGAGAAGGAUGCCGAAUGGUGGAGAUGACUUGUGUAGAACAUGAUUGGCAUGCAGCAGGUUCACAGUUCAUUACCCACACGAUGGGCAGGGUUUUGGAGAAGCUAGAAUUGGAGUCUACACCAAUUAACACAAAAGGGUAUGAGACUUUGUUGAAGUUGGUGGAGAAUACAGCUGGAGAUAGCUUUGAACUUUAUUAUGGGCUGUUCAUGUAUAAUGUAAAUGCAAUGGAACAGCUUGAGAGAAUGGAUUUUGCCUUUGAGUCAUUGAAGAAGCAGCUCUUUGGUAGAUUACAUGGUGUUCUUCGAAAGGAACUAUUUGGAAAUUCAGAGAAGUAUGAGGUUUUGCAGGAGAAAUCUCAUGAGCAAAAUGGUGCUGCAUUUUCAUCUUCUCCGGGGAGUGUUAAAAUCAGUUAGCUCUGUGUUUUCGUUUUACCUGAUUUCACUUUAUUUUUUUCUACAUUAUGGUGACUGGGUCUCCCGCGGCUCACUGAAAUCAGCAGUGAAGAAGGCCUUAUCG